AAUUAUAUAAAUAGUAAUAUAGAAUGGACCCAAUCACCAAUAAAAUAAAAGAACCAAGAUGAAUGACAAAAGCAAGGUUUAUUGAGUAACAUUUAGUUUAUAUUUAGUAUAAUAAGGGAAGUUAAAAAAAAAAAUAGAAGCAGAUAGGAUUUGAUUUAAUAAGUUUAUAAGAGUGGGAACCCGAUGUUUAUAUUAUGUAAAAGCUCGGAAGCUGAGGCAGCAUGUGAUAAAUUUGUCCCAAUCAGUCUCAACCCCCAACGCCGCAAUAAAGCAAAACAGUAGAUCUUUAGCAGCAGAUAUAUUCAUCCAGUUGCCAGAAGUUUGCAGGGAAAUAGAAAUUUGAGAGUUGGAGAGAUGAGGGUGAGAUCCUGGUUGGUGGAAUUGGUGCCAUUUGCAGCCACGGUGAGUGAGUGUGGAGCGCCUGGAUGUUGGCUUAACCACUCUCAGCAAAGCUGCCAUGUCCAAAGGAAUGAGCCACUUUGUCUUUGUUGUCUACUCAAAUGAUUUGGCUUCCAUCAGUCUCGUCCCUUGUGCUUUCUUCCUCACCAGGAAUAAGAGGCCACCGAUUACCUUAUCUUUUCUUUGCAAGUUUUUCCUCUUAAGCAUUGCUGGGAUUACUGUAAUGCAGAAUUGUGUAUUCACUGGUGCGGACUACAGCUCCCCUGCCCUUGCUUCUGCUCUUGCCAACUUAGUCCCUGCUUUCACUUUCUUGCUUGCUGUAACCUUCAGGAUGGAAAAGCUGGAGCGGAGAAGCUCAAGGAGUCGGAGGACUUUUCAUCGCUACUGUUUGUCAUAUUCAACAAGCAACAUCACUCAGGCGGCAAUCCUGAAGGGGUAUUCUUCGGAGAUAACAUUGGUGUCUUUCUAUUGCCUAUUCGGCUUCGCCCAAUGCACAAUAGUCACUUUGAUUGCUGAGAGAAGAAGAAGAGAA
Theobroma umbraticum is the source of this 931-nucleotide messenger RNA. Its product is annotated as protein WALLS ARE THIN 1-like. NCBI's taxonomy places the organism in Eukaryota, Viridiplantae, Streptophyta, Magnoliopsida, Malvales, Malvaceae. Gene Ontology annotation, molecular function: transmembrane transporter activity. Gene Ontology annotation, cellular component: membrane. The record is from RefSeq and is a predicted model, not a curated record.